UCCCUCAAAAAUCCAGAAGUAUGAAAUGGGAUCAUCUUCAAAGAUUGUUAAGCAUGAAUUCAUUCAACCUGGUGCCUUAGCAGCAAAGGGAUGGGGAGGGAAAAGCUUAAGAGUAAUGGGCUCUUUAAGAGUUAAUGCCGAACAGAGGACUCUAAUUGCCAAAAAUAAGAGUUGUAAUACAGCAACUUCUAAGUUGAAUAUGCUAGCUGAGAAAAAUUUCAAUGUGCACCCUUAUUUUGAAGCAAUGGAAGACAAUUUCCCCCUCUAUCAAGAAGCUGAAAUGACUCAAGACGCUCAGAGAAGUGACAGAAGUGGUCGAGGACAAAGCAUAAGAGUUACUGCUGAAAAGAGGACUCCGAUUGGAACAAAUAGAAGUUGUACUCCAGCAACUUCUAAUCUAAAUAAGCCAACAAAGAGAAGUAUCCUUGUGCCUCCUGAUUUUGAUCCAAUGGAAAACUCCCUUUAUCAAGAUGCUGAAGUGACUCUAGAUGUUCAGAGAAGUGAUACUAGUCCAUUUGAAUCUCAUAAGGCAAACAAAGUGGCUGCAGUGACUCGAGAUGUUCAGAGAAGUCCAUUUGAAUCUCAAAAGGCAAAAAAAGUGGCUGAAGUGACUCGAGAUGUUCAGAGAAGUGAAACUGGUAUUUUAUUUUCUUCUGUGUAAUAUCUUUUUGUUUUUAGUGGGCUUGAACUUUUUGUAUUGUUUGACUUAAAAUUUGCAAGUCUAUUUGAAUCUCAAAAGGCAAAAAAGGUGGCUGAAGUUACUUGAGAUUGUUAGAGAAGCGAAACUAGAUUUUUUUUUAAUAAAGUCCACUAGGCUGCCACUUGCAAUGCAGCUCUUCAGCAUCACCGCACAGUCUAUAGUACUAGCUGCAGUGGUUCCCUUCAGUUGUUGUAUGUAUAAUGCAACCAUCUUCCAGCUUUCGUGUCCUCAUUUUGUUGUUGUGAGUCCAUGCUAAGCCUGCACUCUCCUUG
Lycium barbarum (goji berry) is the source of this 972-nucleotide messenger RNA. RefSeq lists its product as uncharacterized. The transcript has 3 exons. The coding region runs from base 26 to 661 and encodes 211 amino acids. The record is from RefSeq and is a predicted model, not a curated record. NCBI's taxonomy places the organism in Eukaryota, Viridiplantae, Streptophyta, Magnoliopsida, Solanales, Solanaceae.